Molecule: messenger RNA, 393 nt
Organism: Perkinsus marinus ATCC 50983
Lineage: Eukaryota; Perkinsozoa; Perkinsida; Perkinsidae
Exons: 4
Source: RefSeq, a predicted model, not a curated record
AUGGCAAGGCAUUGGCCAGCAUCCCUUUACCUUUUCAAGAAGUCUCGGCUCAUCGAGGCGCUUGCUGGUGAGCAAUUCAAUUUCGUGAGUGGCACGAUGGGAAGUCGCCGACCAACUGUUUUGGAGUUUCGAAAUGUCCAGCAGAAUAAGCACUCGAGAUGGUAUGUUAUGGAUAAAAAAACCAACAAAUGGCAAGAACAUCCUCUUCACGAAGUUACUCAAAUCAUUGGUGAAGCUCACGAGUCGCUCGGGGCCUCAGUAACAGAUGAGCCUGUGUAUGUUCGUGUUGAAUCACCAUUUUGCGUUGAUAUGCAAAUCGUCGAUUUGCCCGGUUUUCGAGACUUCGCCCUCGAUAAGGAGAAACAGCAGCUUGCUGACCAAAUUGAUAACCUG